This is a messenger RNA of Lagopus muta (rock ptarmigan), 5247 nucleotides long. It is a transcript of the gene TMEM41A, whose product is annotated as transmembrane protein 41A. The record is from RefSeq and is a predicted model, not a curated record. The transcript is spliced from 5 exons. The coding region runs from base 63 to 836 and encodes 257 amino acids. NCBI's taxonomy places the organism in Eukaryota, Metazoa, Chordata, Aves, Galliformes, Phasianidae.
ACUCCCCCCCAAGGCGGCCGCGCUGCGCACGCGCGGCGCUCCGGGUCGAUCGCGGUGCCGCGAUGUGGCGGCGGCCGGCCGGGCUGCUGUUGGUGUUCGCGGGCUCCACGGCCGCGCUGUGGCUGCUGUCGGCUCGGCUGGGCGCGGGGCAGACGGGCAGGCCGCUGCGCUUCCCUUCGGACCUGGAGGAGCUGCGGGAGCUGAGCGAGGCGCUGCGGGACUACGAGCGGCGGCACCGCGGGGCGGCCGUGCUCCUGUUCUGCGCCGCCUACCUCUACAAGCAGAGCUUCGCCAUCCCCGGCUCCAGCCUGCUGAACGUUCUGGCCGGAGCGCUGUUCGGGCCGUGGGUCGGGCUGCUGCUCUGCUCUGCGUUGACGUCCCUGGGAGCCACCUGCUGCUAUCUGCUGUCCGGAGCCUUCGGGAAGCGUUUGGUGGUGCGCUGCUUUCCGGAUAAAGUGGCUCUGCUGCAGAGAAAGGUCGAAGAGAACAGGAGCUGCUUGUUUUUCUUCCUGCUGUUCCUGAGGCUGUUCCCCAUGACGCCAAACUGGUUUCUGAAUCUCUCGGCUCCCAUCCUGAACAUUCCCAUUUCCCAGUUCUUCUUCUCCGUUCUCAUCGGUCUUACCCCCUACAACUUCAUCUGUGUACAGACAGGAGCCAUUCUAUCACAAAUCAACUCUCUGGAUGCCAUUUUCUCUUGGGACACACUGCUCAAGCUGCUUCUAAUGGCUAUGGCAGCAUUGAUACCAGGGACUCUGAUCAAGAAAUACAGCAAGAAGCACUUAAAGCUGGAUGAAGACGAGCACGCUCCAUUACUCAAUGGCAAAAAGAGCAUGUGACGGCUCAGAUGGCCCAGGUGCUGGGGACUGCCUCACAAAAGCUGCUGGUCUCUGUUCCUGUGGGUUAUAUUCUGCAUGCUCUGCAUCCUUGUGGACCAUGGAUAAUUGCAGCUUUUACUCUUCUCCUCAUUAAGAGGAGGUGUAACGUUCUCCUUUUUAAUUAAUGUUUUAUCGUGCGUGGAUCUGCACUGAAAAUAGAAGGAAACUUGGUGAACACUGGAGGUAGAUUGCCUGUGUCCUUUAAGUCAGCCUGCAUCUCUGCUGUGCUGGCAGGUGUUGCCAGCCUAUUGCAAAUGCAUUAGCACCUGGCAGAGAAAGGCAGGAGCAGGGGCAGCCAUGGAGGAAGGUGAGUUGUCCCUCCUUGCCAAGCACCACAUUCCUGUGGUCUCUCUGCCAGCCCGAGUCCAGUCUUCUCUGGAGGCCUGUGCUUCUCCACAAGUCCAGCUCCAGUGUUGGUGCAGCAGUACUCCAGGAGGAGGGGAAGCCUGGGCUGGUCCCAGCACCUUGACUGCCAAAGCAGUGAGGCAGCACUGCACUCAGCUGUGCCAGCAGAAGCCUUGGCUUUUUUUCACUGCCUUUCUAAAAGCAGUGUUUCUCAGCUCUCAGGCUGUGUUCCUCCCCCAGCCUUCUCCCCAUCCAUACCUAUUCAGUAUUUUUGGCAUAAAAUGAAAAACAAUCCUUCUGUGCUGUUAGGUGUAGAGAUACAAAUAGCAAGUUGAAAGACAAAAAAAAAAAGGAAUGUUUCAUGGUCACUAGUUUGUCCCUGUACCUUCCACAGGAGAGCUUUCCCAGAUUCAGAAGACACUUUUCCUCUCACUGUGCUGUAAUGCACAUCCUGCAGUGAAAACAUCCAAGUUUGAGGACAGCCAGGAGGUGUCUUUGUGCAUCAGGUCUGACAGGGAGCUGCUCCUUCCACCACAGCAGCCAGAGUUGGAAGCGACCAGGACAGCAAAGGGCAAAGUUCUCAGGAUUCAACUACCCAGCUCACGGCAAAGCAGCUUGCACAAGUAAAGGUCACUGCUUGGGGUCAGCUAGGUGCUUAAAGUCUGCUUGUGUGCCUUCACAUCUGGUAUUCAGAGCUCCAAGUAGCUCCAGCUUGGCUGGGGUUAGAGACAGGCAACUGAAAAACAAACUGCUUGCCCACAUCUCAUUAAUUAUUGCAAGACUUUGUCCCAGAGCAUACGGCAAACCAUUCCCAGAUACCAGACCAGCCUGAAAAGCAUUGAAGUACACUGGCUUUUUAUUCCAUGCAUUGUUUGCUUUGAUAGUCAUUCUUGUUUCCAUCACUGUACACUGUUCAAUACAAAAAAAUCAAGUUUGUAUCAGGAAUCCGCAGAGCAGGGAGGAGAGAGAUGAACACUACUGGACAGGGCCAGGAUGAAAUGGUUACUCAACACGACAGUGGGGAAGGCAACAUUCAGCAUUGGGAGAAAAAUCUAGGCUAGUGUUCAGGAGCUGUCAGCAGCCACGAGAACUGGCUCAGGGAAGUCAGGAUGCUGGAAAGGGAACACAGUUUACUUCUGUCCUGCAAACACGGCGUUACUGCAAGGAAGUGCACAGAACUGCAGCGACGCAUCGCAGUCCAUGCGCAGAUCUGGGCCAGUGGCACCAUGCAGAGCACUGCUCAGCCCCCUGCACAGCCACACGUGGGGUACAGGGCUGUGUGUUCACACAAGGAAGGGGCAGCCCUAGUGGCAGCCCCAGAGGGACACUGCAUUGUAGGCCGCAGCUACGAGGAGCAGAGAAGCUGGACGUAACGGUGUGACAUGCAAGAAACCAGGCCCCAGAGUGGCUGCAGUGUUUGCAGCAGCCAACCAGAAGGGUUCAGCUCUGCUCCUCCAGCUGCAAAACAGGCCAGCGUGUCCCAGGGCGAGGCAGGGAGCAACCACUGCUCCACCAGGACAGCUGGCCAGGAAGGUCCCCAGAUCCCACACACCAAGGCAUCCGCAUCUCUGUGGGCCCAGAGGAGUUUCAGCGCAUUGAGAAGCUCUGAGCUGAGGCUGCAGCUACCAAAAGCCCCAUAGGAUCAUCUUGGUAGGGACAGAGUUAGCACGGACUGAAGCACAGAGACUGAGAUAGGCCUGAGCUGGAGGCAGCUGUGCUGUGGGCCUAUUGCUGCAGGACUGCUUGGGGGUACGGUGGUAGAUGUGAAGGGGAGCUCUCAACCUCUCUCUAUGGAGUAGUUUGAUCUUUUUCUUUGUGUGCGUAUGUUACAUGCACAAUUCUGCACCGCUCAGUUCUCAUGCCCUAGCCUCCAGCUUGCUGGGUAACUAUCUGUAGCACCUCAUCUGCACCAAAACCUCCCACACCACAACAGCAAAGUCUUGCCACCUCACAUACCGCCAGCCAUGAGAGAGGCCUUUGGGUGGAAGAAUCAGUGAUGGAAGAGAGAGUAAACAAGAAACAAACCAGACAAGAGCUUCACUCCCCUCCACGCUCCGUCUCGGUGCAGAGCUGAGCAUUGCUGCUGCAGGCAGCGUGAGCUGAUCUCUCCACAACCUGACAGUCCUGCAGCAGAGAUGCACCAUGUGCCAGCAGUAACUGCCCACUUCUCUGCCUGUCCUUCUGGGGAUCUGUAAAGGUUACUCCCUUUGUGACCAACACCACAGCCACUCGCUCCCUGGUCACUGCUCCCCACCAGCUCACGGGCUGCCAACUCAACCAGCAACACAAGGAACUGCAGCAUCCCCACAAGGAAUACCCUGGGCUCAGGCUGACUGCAGCCAUCCCACCCCGACCAGCUGUGCCAGGUUCCCUGCCCUAGGGUGACAGCACCCAUGAGAAGCAUGGGAGGCAGCAGCUACUGACAGCCACUGAGACCAGCUCUGCUCCCAUCUCUCCCAGUGACCAGGGAGAAAGUAACGUCACGCAAACAGAUUACAAUUGUGCUAGCAGUGAAGCCAACCUUCUGAUCUACAGAAAUGAUAAUAAAUAAUAAAAUAACAUCAUAACUUAAGAUCUGUGUGUAGUCCAGCUACAAAAUUUUAAAAUAUGGGAUAAUUUAACUCAUACAAUACUGCUCUCUGUAUAAGACAUUUUCCUUCAUUUUGCCACGAGGCUAUAAAUUACCACAGAUAAAUUCAAACCAAUAUGUUAACAUAAAAUGUAAACAAACAAAGCAACAGAAGUACCUGUCCAUGGUCCAUUCCUGCCGUUCAUCUCAGGCUGGUGUGCCAGGCUGCAGGGCAGCACCGGCUGUGUCAGCCAGCACGCUACGAAGGGCAGAGUGAAAGCUCUGGUAGGGGAAGAUCAGCUAAAGGGAAGGGAGGGGAGGGCGUGCUCUAUCAUUUUGUUCUCUUUAAAUAUCGAUUUAGAAGAGUAGUGUUUGAAGGGAAGGCACUAUGAGUUCUAUCAGAGAACAAACUUUUCUCGUCUGCCAAUGCCUCCUCGGCCUGUCCACAUAGCAGUAUUAUCCUCGCUUUCACCUGUAGAGUUUCAGCUCGAAGAAGAAACAGGGGCCUCAGGGUACACCUGAGACACAGCUGUGCCACAGCCACAAGGUUCCCUGCGCAACCUGUUUUGCACCAAGCCUGACAUGAAGGGCAGGCAGAAUGCUUCCAAGAACACACAGUAAGGAGAUGGAGCAGGGCUGAUGCUCGUAUCUAGGCCAGCAAUUCCCAGUCUUCCCCCCCAACACACAGCUCUCUGCUGGUUACUGAUGCUGUUGUAGGUGAGAGGCUGCUUCUCCAAAUCCAGCACAGGCAUCUCCAGUUUCCUCCCCAGAAGAGUGCUCGGGCUCUGCAGAACGUGCUCUCCAAGUUCUUGCUUUUCCAACACUGAUUUGAUUGAUUUCUUUAGCUGACUGAAACAGACAGGAGGUAAGAGGAGGAAGUAAACUGGGAAAUGGCACACUGCAUCUGAAAGAGGAUUCCCUGCUCAACUGGAGGUCAACGCUGCCAGAGUGAAGCAAGGACGAUGUUAAGAAGUGCUCUUACACCAAUUCUUGAGAGGACGAGGUUAGAAUACAUUUGCAGGAUCUCACAACCAUAUGUUGAUUAAAAAAAGAAACUAAAAACCCUUAAAAUAAAACCCAUUAUUACAUUCCUGGGGAUGCAUUGACUCAGAAGACCCUGGAUGUUAGCACCUCAGUACCAGUUUUCUCCAGGAACAACACGUCCACCUUCUGAUUAAAAAAAUGACCCAGCUGGUUAUACUGAAUUCGCUUUGUUCACAGGUUACCUUGCAGUAAGGUCUUUUUUACACUUCCUCAUGUGAUAAGACAGAGUAGUUUAGUUUUCUUCAUCUGGUCUCCAAUCUUCAGGGCCGUGAGGCCUGGUCCCCUGUGAAAGCAGCAAGAGAAUCCCCUGCUCUGUACACAAAGCUGUCCAGGCAGGACUCCCAGGAUGUUUCUCUGUCAUGUGCUUGCUUUCUGAAUUUUUUUCUUUUUUUUUUUCUUUUUUUUUUUUUUUUU